Messenger RNA from Musca vetustissima, 933 nucleotides. RefSeq names its product RPII140-upstream gene protein-like. The coding region runs from base 1 to 933 and encodes 310 amino acids. NCBI's taxonomy places the organism in Eukaryota, Metazoa, Arthropoda, Insecta, Diptera, Muscidae. The transcript has 6 exons. The record is from RefSeq and is a predicted model, not a curated record. Gene Ontology annotation, cellular component: mitochondrion.
AUGUUUAGGAAAACCGUAUCCCUGUUCCAAAGGAAUCGUAAUAAAGUACUGCUACUUAGUCUGCUACCGCUACACUCCGAUCCCGAUGAUGAAGUCUCGAAAGAAACAAAAACCUACAAAUCAUUUGUACAGAGACCGCCGACAAAUGAAACCGGUUGGGAUCGUGUUAAGGAAGUGUUUAAAGUGGAUGAAUUUGGUUCAAUAUCACCCGAAUUGAAUUCCAUUUAUCAGGCUGGUUUCUUGGGUUUUUUGGUUGGUGGCAUCUAUGGCGGUAUUAUACAAUCAAGAACGGCAUACAUGGACUUUAUGGAAAAUAAUCAAGCUACAGCAUUUCAGUCACAUUUGGAUGCUAAGAGAAAACUGCAGGACAAGUUUACUAUGAGUUUUGCCAGAGGCGGUCUUAGAUGGGGCUGGCGUGUGGCGCUGUUCACCACUUCCUAUUAUGGCAUGGUCACCUUAGUUUCAGUGUACCGAGAAAAAUCUUCAAUUUAUGAAUACUUGGCUGCUGGAACACUCUCCGGAGCCAUUUACAAAAUGAACAUGGGCUUAAGGGGUAUGGCAGCUGGCGGUAUUAUUGGUGGUGUAUUGGGAGGUUUGGCAGGUGGAGCAUCUCUCUUAAUUAUGUCUUUGUCUGGUACUACAAUGCAAGAGGUUCGCUACUGGCAAUACAAAUGGAGAACCGAUCGAGAUCAGGCUAUUGCUGAAACCUAUAAGUUGGCUGCUGAAGAAGAUUCUCCGACACCAGAAAUAAUGAAAGCCCACGAUGCUAAAGUCGGAGAAAAAAUCACAUUGGAACAUAUUAAGUUGGAACCUGAACAAAAUGAAACAAAGACAGAAACAAAACCUGAGACAAAGUCUGAAACAAAACCAGAACAAAAUGCAACAACACCUAUUCACACAAAAUUGGCGGAACAGAUCACAUCAAAAAAGUAG